Messenger RNA from Pseudomyrmex gracilis, 7375 nucleotides. It is a transcript of the gene Patronin, whose product is annotated as patronin. Lineage: Eukaryota; Metazoa; Arthropoda; Insecta; Hymenoptera; Formicidae. The transcript has 27 exons. Gene Ontology annotation, molecular function: calmodulin binding; microtubule minus-end binding; spectrin binding. The coding region runs from base 1471 to 6858 and encodes 1795 amino acids. The record is from RefSeq and is a predicted model, not a curated record. Gene Ontology annotation, cellular component: microtubule minus-end. Gene Ontology annotation, biological process: neuron projection development; cytoplasmic microtubule organization; negative regulation of microtubule depolymerization.
UUCAUCAGCCAGGAUCUUCGCAACGGAUAUCCCACUUGUCGUAUCAGCGAUAAUCGCGAACAAACGUGCGCUUUCGCUUGUGUUCCCGCGAUCGUUUACGAAUAUUUCUGUUCUUCGGAAUUUAUAUCACGUUUAUCUAUUUUCGUUCUACAUAUAUUUCGUUCAAAAUAUUAGUGUUUGCAACGUUGCGCGUUGACGAAGGAGUGAGGAUAAAUUUAUUGUCAAAAGAGAGCGCACGUAUAUAUAUAUACAGUCGGUUUUUCUUUGUUGUGUGCGUCAGAGCCGACAGCGAUCGUGUUUCCAAUAAUUGUAUCCAACAAAGUAUUUAUCAUCAUCAGGUUUCGCGAUCUCUUUCGGUGCCGCAAUUUAAUUAUUUAAUAUCCUGUUUAAUAUCUGUUUAAUAUCAAUUGCUUCGCAAUAUUUACGUUUUGACUGUUUAGUUUAUCUUGACGUCAAAAAAUUGCUGUAAUUGUUAAUUAUAAUACGCAAACUUACGUGCGAGAAAUGCUAAGAGAUUUUAUUUAUUUAUUUUUUUUGUUGCUUUGUGUGAUAGGUAUAUAUAAACGUCACUUAUCGUUGGCGUUUCUUCAAAUUGAUUGACCGAACACCAGAGUAACCUAACACUGCCUAUUUUUGCAGAUAACAAAAUAAAUUUCAUCUUCUCUCGAGAAAUCGCUUGCGAGGCCUCGCAAUCGUAUCGGCAUCUCGUGCGUCAUAUUCGUCGAAAGACAAACACGCUCGUUGCCGUUUUUGGCGCACCGACAGUUACUGGUUUUAGACGCAGAAAGGGACUGAUAGAAAAGAAUGAAAAAAAGGAAACGCUAGCCGAUCAGCAGCGGAGGAACGUUAAGGAAACGAGAGUUAUUUGGAACACGGAUGUUUUCUCGCCGCAUUCUUUCUGUUUCUCUCUGUAGUUCGCGUGUGCUAACGUAUAAAUUAUAUAUCGCAAAUAUCGCGGUAAAGAAACCGACGUGGGUACGUGCAUGAGAGGUCGUAAUUCCGCAAUAGCGAGUUCCUUGAAGGCAAACUCACGUCUGACUCGAACGUCGUAAUUUUGCAGUGUUUGAGUACGUGUGUGCGCGUGCCACAAGGAUAGACCGGAGAAAAAUAAUCGACGACACGUAUAUCCGCGCCAGAAAUUGAGAAGAGGAGAACGCAAUCGCGAGGACGCAAUCCUUUCAACAAAGGAUCGGCGAAACAACAAUCGAGAGGAACGAGGGUAAGCUGUAAAAAAAAAAAAAUACAAGAUCAUCAAAAGAGAAUCGAAGAAACUCGCACACACUCGUAAAACCAGCGUGAAAAAUUCACAUCACACGAAUCAGAGAGAAAGAAACAAACUGAGCGGAGAGGAAGAGCUUUAGCUCGUGUCGAAGUCGUCUCCGGCUAUGACGAGGGCAACGAGUCGCGCUGCCGAUCGGUCGUCGUUGAUUGAAGAAGCCACAAAUGCAAGAGCGAUCAUCAUCUCAUUGAAUGUGGAACACGAUCUCGCGACUCUUUGCUAAGAGCAGCAAGACCGCGGUGCAGGAGGCAGCCGCGUCGCCGCUGCCGCCAUCGGCGACGACAACAUCGGAACAGCAGAAAGAGCGACAACAACAACAACAACAGCAGCAGCAGCAGCAGCAGCGCACGUGCAACGGCGUCGACGACGACGACGCGCCCGCCGACGUUACGAACGUCGUCCAUGUGUUCAACGACGACGCGACGAUGGAUCGCGGCGCGAGUGCAGACGAUCGACGCAGACCUGCUGCCGCCGCCGCAGCUGCGACCGGUACCGCGGCGACAGCAGCGGCCGAUCAGCAGUCCGCUGGGGGUGACUUCGAGCAUUUUUCCGACACCUAUGACUCCCGCCAGGCUAAACAACGUGCCUCCGUAAAAUGGCUUCUGUCGAAAGCGUACAACAAUCGAGUGCCAGAAAAGCUCCGCGAACCGUAUUAUCGCGAUCAUGAGGAACAGGAACACCUGAAGCCGCAGAUCGUCCACGCGCUUUCAAAUGCGGAACUCUACUGCCUCGCUCUGGCCAACAUAUAUUCAGAUCCCAACUAUCACAAUCAGAACCAUUACGGGAUCUUGCAAGCUCUGGCCAGGAAAGGCGUCUACGUCGCGGAGCAGAACAAUACUCAGCUCACCGAAACGGUCCUCAUUCAAAAUUCACCACUCAAGAUGUCCGCGCAUAUGGCUGUGAUAGAAGGCUUGAUGGUCUUGUAUGCGAAAGAGGUGGUGACGGGUGAUCGAGUAGUAUCGGCGAUUCGACGGUUCGAUCCUCAGGCAACGGUGGACGUGCCGUCGGACCACGAAAAGGGUCUUCUGCUCUGGAUCAAUCACGCCUCGCACGCGCUGAUCGCCAAGAUCCAGAGCGAGGAGGGCGCCGGUGACAAGUCGCGGCUGCCCGAACUGCCUGUCGCAAAAGACUUUCAAUCCCUGUGCGACGGCGUGGGCCUGGCGGCGGUCGUCGCGUUCUACUGUCCCGGCGAGAUCAACUGGAUGGAGAUCAGGGUGUCGAAGAGACCCUCCGUGGCGGACGCGCUGCACAAUCUCUCCUUGGUUCACGCGUUUUGCGUCAAGUGUCUGCCCUACUCGAUUUUCCACAUGCAACCCGAGGACGUGACGUAUAUGAGAGGAUCUAUGAAGCAGAACCUAGUGGUCUUCCUGGCGGACAUGUACAAUGUCCUGGAAAUUCAUCCGGCUAAGUGCGUGCGCUAUCCCGGAGAGGAGCGAGCGUUGCAGUAUUUGGAUGCCUGCCCGCGCAAUAGUCAUGGCGUAGCUCAUAAGAGAAGCCUGCCACAGUCUAUAGCUCCGAUACCUGAUCUGAGAAGCAACCUCUCCGAUUUUACGCCAGGUUUCACAGUUGCAAAGUCAGCUCCGAGCAGCACCGUGAAGAAGUCGCAAUCCUUGCAACAGACUGUCGAAAGUCAUCCGUACGACGACAGACGCGCGGGAAGCGAAGAAAGCUUCGUGGUGCAUCGUGGGAAGGGUGUGCCUACGUUAAGUUCCGUGACCGACGACAAGUCGGUAACUAGAACCGAAGCCGCCGGUCGACCGAGCAACUGGGAAGAUCAACGGCGAAGCUCAUACGCGGGACGUCGAUCUAGACGGAACAGCAUCACGGACGAUUCUCAACUGACCAUCGAGAACUUUGGCGGCUCUCAGGAUAAUUUACACAAUUUUGGUAGAAAUCCGGAUAAAGAGGUAGGCGCGCACAUCGGAAAGCGCAGCACCACCGAGCCGACGUUGCCCGCGCGAUCCAGCGUCCAGGACGUGUACGGCAGCGGCGUGCAACACAUAAUCGCGGACAACGGUUACGGCGGCGACGAGGAGCCGCCGAGGUUGCGACGGCAGGCGUCUAACUCCAGUCUGGAUAACGUCGCUCUCCGGCAUAUAUUACAUUCCAGCGCAGAGAACGACGGUGGCGCGGACGGCGGCAACGGCGGCAACGGCAGCAACAAUGACGCCGUCACGAAACUGGCCAGUUUCGCGAAUCUGAGCAGACAGAGCUCGGAAAAGGGGAUCAAUUUUACAUACACGGAACAGGAACGGCAAGCGGACAACGCGAAACCGAUCAAGAAACAGGGUCAGAGCAACGGCAACGGUAACGGCGAGAAGAAAACGACGUUCGCCACUUUGCCAAACACCACGACGUGGCAACAGCAGAGCAGUCAACAGUCGCAACAGACGGAGCAACAUUCUGUCGAUGAAAACGGCGGUAACACGAUAAUGGCCUCGCAGUUGAACAACAUACGACUGAAACUCGAAGAGAAACGACGGCACAUAGAGAACGAGAAGCGCAGGAUGGAAGUCGUGAUGUCGAAGCAACGACAGAAGGUGGGAAAAGCGGCGUUCUUGCAGGCAGUGACGAAGGGUAAGGUUAAAUCUCCUUCUUCGUCAACGUCCGGGGGGGACAGUCCGGCCGAGUCAGUCGGUCCCCCCACUCCUGUAACCUCCGGAUCUUCCGGGGCGACUCCAACGAGCGCGUCCGAGGUGUCCUCCGUACCCCAACAACCCUCUCAAGAAAAACCACAGAGACCUUUCUCUCUCAAGGAAAUUAGUGAGGAUGUGCGAGACGUCGAGCACAAAUGGCUGGAGCACGAUGGUAACGCGCCGUUCAUCGAAACCAGACGCACUCCGGACAUCGAGAACAUGGAUCCGGAACAGUAUCGUCAAUCCAUAACGCAAAUGAACAACAGUUUGAGCGAGAUUCAAGCGGAUAUUCAGCGUCUAACAAGCCAGCAGAAUCAAAUUCAACAGCAGCACCUGAUGUCGCAGCAUCAGAAGCAGAUGCAGCAACAGCUUCAGCAGCUGCAGAGCCUCAGUCAGCAACACAUGCAAAGUUACGGAAUGCCGCCGAUGAAUCCGUUAACGCCCAGACUGCAGGAUACGCAACAGUCGCAGUUCUAUUUGCACGAUCAGCCGCAAGUGCAGAGGAGAAUGUGGGGUCAACCGGCGCCCGCCCAGAGUCUGGCCAAUGAAAUGGCCGCGGUAGGCUAUCAGCAGCCGAUAGAUUCUCGAUUUAGCCCACAGUCUGUCGCUUACCAGCAGGAUAUGCGCGUAUACGCGGAUCCCACGAGAACCUGGGCCGCGCCGUCGCCGCAAAAGGGAUUCGUCCUGCACGAUACUCAGGAACCAAGAUACCUCAACGGCGGUGAUCAUAGUCUGUGUAAUAAUCAAAUGAGCCAUCCCAAUCCCACGUAUCCGGGGUCUUCGUCGCUUUUCAACCAAACACAAGCCACGUCUGCUAGUCCACAACAUCGUAACGCCGUUCAUCGAAUAAGUCAGUUAAUUAGUGAAAGUCCCGAACCCAAGAGAUCGAUUAUACAUCACAUCCCAAUCUCAUGCGAAAGUCCGACGGAAAAAAGGCAGAGUACCGCUUUGCACACUCCGGUCCCAGCCCCGCCUGCGGAUGACAUGAAGCCUCAGAAUAUAUCUUUUAUUGGCACGGACGAUGAAAUCGCGCAAGGCAUUCGCGGCUUAAACAUCACGUCAGGUAGUCGUACAUACAGAAUACCUUCGCCAACCAGACCCACGAUAUCGCAAAAUUCCUUCCAACCUCAUCCGUUGAGGGAGACUUCGUCGCGAUCAGCAACCCCGGACGUCACGCCUCUCGAUCCGAAUGAUGCGGGCGAGAAGGGCUUCUACAUUUCCUUCGAUAAUGACGUUCCUAAGAAACCGAAACCAACUCUCAGAGUCAAAAGAAUGUCUCCUAAGAAAGAACGGAGCGUAUCGUCUUACAUCGAACAUGAAGAUUUUUCGGUGCGGCCCGAGUCGCCUCCUGCCAACGCAGUCGAGAGGCAGAAACAAAUGGAAGCUCAGAGAGAACUUGAGCGGGAAAGAUUGAGACAAGCUGACGAGAGGGAGCAGCAGAGGCAAGAAAUGAGGGACAGAGAACUCAAGAAAGAAAUUGAGAGAGAACGACAGAGAGAAAAGCAACGUGACGGUAGCGCGGAAGGUCGACACACUUCCGGAGUUGGUUUAGUAAUUGGGAAUCAGCUCACGAAUCCCGAUCCUAAUUCUAUGGAUGAGAUGGAGAAGAAGAAGGAGAGGAUAAUGUUGAUGUCGCUGCAGAGAAGACAAAGACAGGAAGAGAUGAAGGAGAGAAAGGAAGUCGAGGCGCAAGCACGCAGGGAACAGGAAAAAAUGAAGGCGGAAGAGAGAGCUCGCAAGAAAGAAGAGGAGCGACAAAGAAGAGCUGCCAUCUUGGAGCACCAUAAAGUGAAGAAGGCGAUCGAGGAAGCAGAGAGAGAAGGUAAGGUAAUUGAUAAGGAGCUUCUGAAUGCAAUAAAUCCAGCAAAAUUACGUAACAAGACUGCAACCGCUCGACCACGGCCCAAAACAAUUCACGGCGACGCUGGCGCAGUGUUGGAUUCCGGAGUUCUCACACCUAGUCGCGGGAAGAAAGGUUCUUCCUCCAACUUAAGUACAGCGUCGCUGACCUCUCCGACGAUGAGGCGAGAUUACUACCGAGGCUCGCAGGAUAGUCUCACUGCUGCCCAUCUCGAUGACCGACGUUGUUCCGGCCCACUUUAUCGGGGCGGCAGUCUCAGGGUAUCUUCCGUAGAUUCACCUGACGAUGGUAGAGGUUCCUCGCCUUGCCGCAGCGUAAACCAACUAGGUCGACGUGGCUCAUACAAAACCUCCAGAGAUGCGCAGGAGUCUCAGCAACAGGUUAGAGGCAGGCCUAAAUACCAGACUUACCAAAACUUUAAGGGGAGAAAGUCUAAUUCCCUGAUGAAUUUGUGCGAUUCGGACAGCGGCCUGGGCAGAUCGACCCCGCCGAGACGAGCCGCCAGUCCGGGUAUAGGCAGCAUGAGACACCUGACAUCGCCUUCGGGUCCGGGCUCGUUACCACCCGCCCUGAUGACGUCGAAGAAGAGGGUCUACGACGACGGCAGCAGCGACAUCAGCAGCACACCCAGUUCUAUGAUGGACUAUAACGGCCCGAGACUGUAUAAACUGCCGAUAGCUAAGUCGAAUCGCACCAUUAUGCUGAACGCCGUGGAGUACUGCGUUUUUCCCGGCACAGUGAACAAGGAAGCCAAGACGAGAGUUUUGGACGAGAUUCACCGGUCUGAGAGCAAGCACUUCCUCAUUUUAUUUAGGGACGCUGGCUGCCAAUUCCGUGCUCUCUACUCGUAUUGUCCCGAGAGGGAGGAAGUAACCAAGCUGUACGGUACCGGGCCCAAACAAGUCAUUGAUAAUAUGUUCGACAAGUUUUUCAAAUACAAUUCUAGCGGAAAAUGUUUUUCGCAAGUUCACACGAAGCAUCUCACGGUGACCAUAGAUGCCUUUACGAUACACAACAGCCUUUGGCAAGGUAAAAAGGCUGUGAACUUACCGAACAAGAAGGACAUACCGCUCGUCAUAUAGUUUUACACAAGUGGUCACACACUUAACAUUUACGCUACCGUUCCCUCUGUUGUUCAUAUAGUUACUACAUAUUUUAAUACAAGCCCAUAUUAAAUUAAUGCGAAUAAGUUGCGUUCUUAGUCAAUUUUUAUAAAGGCAAUUGAUCGGUGCUGACCCGUGUGUGUGUGUGAGAGAGAGAGAGAGAGAGAGAGGAGGAUAUACAUCGGCGCAAGUAAGCCCACGCUCGUGACGAUUGCACGCCGCACUUUUUGCUAGAGCGGGAACAGAACCUUGUUACCAAAAAAUAGAAAAAAAAAAAACACCUUUCGAUUCUUUUUUUAUGUCUUUCGUACAUUGUUUAGUUUUUAUUUUAGUUUUUUUUUUGCGUUGUUGUGUGAAACGUCAGCAUCAAUCACUGUGUCAUAAAGUAACCAGUAUUUACUUAUUAGAAAUGAUUUGUUGUUCGUACAAUACAUAUAAUAUACAUUUGUAAUAUAAAUAUAUACAUAUAUGCAUAAUAUGUAAUAUAUAUAUAUAU